This is a messenger RNA of Prosopis cineraria, 331 nucleotides long. Its product is annotated as protein SOSEKI 2-like. The coding region runs from base 39 to 323 and encodes 94 amino acids. The transcript has 2 exons. NCBI's taxonomy places the organism in Eukaryota, Viridiplantae, Streptophyta, Magnoliopsida, Fabales, Fabaceae. The record is from RefSeq and is a predicted model, not a curated record.
CUGUGCGUAAGAGUGCAGAGAAAUUUUUGGAGAUCGACAUGAUCAAAUACAUCUCGGAGAAUCCAAGGUUCGAGAAUUCCCAAGUAAAGGAGAAGGAACAUUUUAGCGGCAGCCUCGUUGAGUCCAUGAAGGUCCACUGGAAUGCAUCCCAGGCUCAUCCCAUCCUCAAGAAGUCCAAUUCCUAUAACGAAGAAAGGAGCAGCAGCAGGGUAAAGGAAGAAGGGGAAGAGAAGGAGGGAAGGAUGAAAGGGAAAUGCAUACCUCGUAAGAAACGUAGUGGUUCAUCUAAAGAGGUCCCAUCAUAUCGAUAUGGCGAGGAGUAAUGCGCGGG